AUGAAUACGCUUAUUAUGUCUGAGGACCGCUUCCUUGGCGAUUCUCCGACAAGGUUAACCAAGAAUGAAUGCUUCUGCUACUUUUUAUUGCUUUCUAAGUAUCUUGGCGAACUGAUCCACCGUAUGGCAAACGACAUGGUCAUAUUUGAAAGUGUGCGUUUCCGUGCUUUAUUGAACUAUCAAGCUUAUAGCACUUUUCACUUUCCUGCAAGAACGAAGCUUAUAAACCUAACGUCAGUCUAA
This is a messenger RNA of Schizosaccharomyces osmophilus, 243 nucleotides long. RefSeq lists its product as uncharacterized. Lineage: Eukaryota; Fungi; Ascomycota; Schizosaccharomycetes; Schizosaccharomycetales; Schizosaccharomycetaceae. The transcript is spliced from 2 exons. The record is from RefSeq and is a predicted model, not a curated record. The coding region runs from base 1 to 243 and encodes 80 amino acids.